GCUGCCGCCAUCGUGUGAGAGGUUGGGUGGAGAAGUUCUGAACUCAGUGCUGGAGAUUGGAGAAGAGAGGAGUUCGCAAGAAUGAAUGGGCUGGUCUGUGGGGCUUCUGGCCUUGUUACCCUCGGCGGACUUGCAGCUAUUUUAGAAACUCUCAUCUCUCCAUGGUCUUCGAACCAGUGACGUGUUGACUCUCCCCCUCUCGGAGUGGUCAAACACUUGUGACGGAUGGCUUAUUAAUCUAUGGACCUGGGCAUUCCUUCCCUGUCUGGAGAGGCUUGUUUGAGCCAAUCAGGUUUGCCUGAAAAGACAGAGGAAAGGAUGGAAACAAAGCCCCUGCCUGUGACUCAGAGCACAGUGAAGACAUCAGAUUGGCCUCGGCAGUUUUAGAGGGGAAUUUGUGGUUGCUGCAUCUUUGUUGGUCAUCGGGAUAUGGAUCUAAAAAACACUGAACUAUCUGGACAAAAUCUAGAAAAGAUGGAGCAGGAUCUGGAGUUUGGAAGUCUUUGAAGAGAAGUUUAUUAAGGUUAUCGAUAUGGAUACAUUAAGAAACCACAAAAAUCCAUGGGUGCUGUAUGAGAUGGAAGUGCCACACAGCAGAUUUUGUGAUCCAGCCUGUGGAGUCAGUCCUGCAGAGAAACUGAGCCCCGAGCACCUGCAACUCCUGAGAAAUGCAUUUACCUGUCCAAAAGCUGAAAUACAGAUGCACAAAAACAGGUCGGAUAGAAGAAGUGGAAGGAACAGAGGAGGAAAUAAAGAGCGUGGAAUAAAGUUUGAGGAGUUUCGGGAGGUUCUGAGGUCUGUGAUUGGUCCAGAUAUUGAGGACAUAUGGGUUGAGAGAUUCUUCAGUGAGGUAGAUAUCAGUUGCACGGGGCAGGUGAAGUGGCAGCAGCUGUGUUCCUACCUGCUUCUGGAGUACACAGAGAGAGAGAGAGCCUCCAUCCCCAGAGCAGCUCUGCUGGACUCCCAACCGCAGAUCAAACACUGCUCUCAAAACAAGCGGGAACCUACAGUGCGUGUGGUUGCUGUUUCCCAUCCUCCUCCACUCCGCUAUAUUAGUGUCAGUAAAGGGGGUCAGAUCGCUGUCUGGAACAGCAGCCUACACAUCCUCAAAAGUCUAGGGCUUGCCGGAGACCCAACAGAGGAAGUGGCCAACACGAGGAGAUUCAGAGGCUGGACCACUGAUGCUGUCUAUAUGGGCAAUGUCCACAAGGUCGCCAUAGCAACGGACUGCAGGGACUUGCACUUUGUCAAUGUCUACACAGCCAGUGUAUUUGAAGAUGUCCAUCUGUUUGGGUUUCGUAGUGUCCCGACUGCACUUUGUUACUGGCAUGACGUUCAGUGUCCAGAGCAGCCCUCUCUGCUGCUACUGGGGGAUGAAAAAGGAGGAGUCCACCUCAUGUGGUUCCUGAACCCGUCUAAAGGUCUGUUCAAGAAUCUGUCCAAGAAAGAGAACGGGCCACAGAGGAUCUUUUUCCCAGACCUGGGUGAACACAGAAACAUGGUCUCCUACCGUCACAUCCCCAACAUCCACCAGGAACCAAUCAACAGAGUGAUGUUUGACCCCGGCACCAACGUCAUCAUGACGUCAUCAGAAAGUGACGCCACCUCUGUGGUCUUCAUUAAUGUGACACUGAAGCAGGAGCCUUAUGUUUGGAAAUUUAAGCAGGGAGCUAAAUGUUUUGACUAUAAUGCAUCUCUGCAGCUGAUGGUCACAGGAGGUUGUGACCGAGUAGUCCGACUGUGGACUCGAUUUGUGACCACACGUCCUGUGGCUACACUGCUGGGUCAUCUCACCACUGUGUUGGAUGUUGCAAUCUAUCAACCUGUUGGGCAAAUUUUCAGCUACUCCAGAGAUGCUGAGCUGAGGGUUUGGGACAUUUCCAGCCAUCACUGUCUGAAAACCGUCUGCCUGCAGUUCCCCUGCCAGCAGCCGGGUCGAAUCCCAGAACACGGCAACUUCCCCCUCCUGUUGGUGAGCCCUCCUCUUUCUGAGCCGUCUCACCUAGUGGUGGGAUGCAAAGAUUACCUGGCGCUGCUCAGUCUGGCUGAAACAAGAAGAGGAGGGGGCGGAUUGCUGACGGAUGAAGGGAGGGAACCUGAACCAAAUAUUGGAAGUGGUCCUGCCCUUUCCUGCGCUCUGUACAACUCUGCUCUGAGACAGGUGGUGACUGGACACGCAGACUCAUCUGUGUCUCUGUGGGACAUAGAGUCAGGGAGGAGGCGGCUUCAGAUCUUGAAUGCACAUGGAGAAGAAGAACUCACCUGCAUGGCCCUAGACUCCUCCCACAGAAGACUGAUCACUGGGGCUCGCAAUGGCACUAUAAAGGUGUGGAACUUACUUAACGGCCUAAACUUGCACAAGCUGGAGCCUGUCACCAACUCUGAAGUCACCGGGUUGACCUGUCUCCAUGACAACCAGCUGCUGGCCGUGGGUUGGAGCCAGCGGAUCGCUCAGUACGACAUUGCAGCUGCCAAGGAUUUGUAUGUGAGAGCAGACAUGUCGUGGAAGUCCAGCAGUGUCCACAAAUCAGACAUCCUGGCUGUGUGUCAGUGCUCUGCCCUGGGGGUUGUUGCCACAGCGAGCCAUGAUGGAGAGGUCAUCAUCUGGAGGCUGGAGACACAGGGACCAGUGCUCCACCUGCACGGGCCGACACAGAGAGGAGUGGUGCCCCCUGUGGACAGCCUCUUGUUUCUGCAGCACCGAGCUAGCAUCAGAAAGCUGAGAAACAGAGGUGUCCUAGUGUCAUCGCAGGUCGGCUGUCUCUGCUUUUGGAGCAUCACCGGACAGACCCACAUUUAUGGCCAAUUCUAUGCUCCAGAGCAGCCAGGUGAGCGUGUGUUGAGCCUGAGCUCAGACCAGCCUAAAAACACCAUCCUGGUCUCUGGAGACACAACAGGCUGGCUUCAGAUCUGGGACAUCUGUCACUUUGCACUGGACAUCCAACACGAGCCCGUUUGUGAGCGGCCUCCUCUGCUGCAGUGUUGGAAGGCUCAUGAGAGAGCGUUAGUGAGCGUGGAAGUCCUCGAAGUGGCUGACAGAUUGUUCGUCCUCACAGCCUCAGCUGACGGAUCUGCUGGACUAUGGACUGUGGACGGAGAUCAUGUGGGUUCUUUUGGGCAGGAAGUGAUGUGGAAUAUCACUGAGCCAGCUACGUACCAGAGGAAGACACGGAAGAAUCUGACAGAAGACAAGGAGGAGGGGAAUGAAAGCGACGAAAUGGGACUCAGCAAGGUCAAAAGUCAAGUACCUGGGGGUCAAACUUCACAGGAAAAAUGCUGUUCUGAAGGAGAUGCCUCCUCCACUGAGGAUUUACCCACAAUCCCCUGGGUGCGGUAUCAGAGUUUGACUGGCAGCAAAAGGCUCAGCUCACAACAUCUGGAAGAAAAAUUUAACAUGACGGAGUCCAUGGAAGGUGACCCACGGCGUCCGUAAAUAAAAAAGGGUAAUUCUAAGGUAACAAAAAGAUGAUUUUCAGUUGAUUAUACACUAAUAAAAACAUAGUUAUGCAUAUUCCAUUUCCGCCUGUAGAUUCUCCUGAAUGUUAUACACUGGACCUUUUAAAAUCAAUUUCAGCAUGUUCCCCUUGUAUUUGUGAGCAGCUUCAUAUUACCCUGAUUGUUGAGGUUCUUUUAUCAGCAUUGUGUAAUGCCCUGAUAUUUGAGACUUCUAGGUCAUUCAGCGUCAGUCAGACAGACAUCUGAGCCAUCUCACCCAUUCAUCUCAACGCAACCCACCCUGUACUUAUCAUCGCAGGUCUGCUGAAUUGUACAAAUAGGUGACGCAAGACUCAAUCCCCCAUUUUUUGCUUGUUUUCGUUCCAUAUUCGAUGUUGCCCGCUCAUCCUUAAAAAAAAACAGGUUAUUUUAAGCACCGGUCUGGAUGUUUUAGCGGGGGAGGAAGAGAGAGCAGAGCCCUUUCUCGAGUUUGUGUCUCAGGGAUAAAUACAAACAGACACAGCUGGGACAAACAGGGCAAGUCAUCUACUCUGCACUUUUGCUCCCUCGGGCAUCUGUAAGUCAACACAGCAUUACUGAGAUCCACCAAAUGUGUUGUGUUGUCAGAAAUAUUAUCUGUGUACUGAUGAGCACAGAUGGUUUGAUAUUAAGUGAUACCAUUUUCAACCAAAGGCACACAUAUUUACCUUUUUUGUGCAGUGGAAUAAAAACUAAAUCACAUAUUCAUGCAUUUCUCAGUCUGUUGUCCCUGAGGGGCUACGGUGGGACCUUUUUUUAGUUGUGGGAUAUUUCGCCUUAAAAAUCUGUUUGAAAAUACAUUUUCAAGAGACCAUGUACAAGUGACAGAUACUUAAAAUGGAAAGCUCAUUCAGAUGUGAAAAAUGUGGCUCCCGCUUGUCUAAGAGCAGAUAUUUUUUACAGCAUGCAUUUGGGUCAAAACAACAACAAAAGCGUCUUGUUUUGUUUUUGUAGCUGUGGUCCUCAGAAAGACCUUACAGGAGGCAGUCACCCACUUAGCCUGUUUGUGUGUGUGUGUGUGUGUGUGUGUGUGUGUGUGUGUGUGUGUGUGUGUGUGUGUGUGUGUGUGUGUGUGUGUGUGUGUGUGUGGAGGCAAAACAGAGGCUCAGCUACAAUCUGGCUAAAUGGCAGGUUAAAGCUUCCUUUCACUAAUUUCCAACAUCAGCAAAGACUUCUCUCAGCCUGUUUUCUCUUCAGAGAGGAUAAAACACCCUGGAGACAACAACUCUCAGACAUUAACUUCCACACACAUAUACACAAACACACACCCAAACACACGACAGAUGUUCCAAAAUACCACAGUAACAACAGCGCAGAUGCAGGCUGGGAAAUGCCCUCUGAGAUCUUCAUUGCUUCAGUAUAAAGCUGCUUAGGGCUUUCAGAGCCGAAAUGGGCAACAAGCUGCGAUCGUAAUUCAUACUCUGUUUUCACGGGAAUAAGAGAGAAAAGAAAAAGGUGGCCUGUGAACAAGGGGAGGUGUUAUUUUUUCCCUGCGUGUUUCCUCAUUUGAAGUUGUGCAAGAACUUGUAUUUUUUUCCAGCACUGCCUUCUCUGAACGUGCGUCUCUCCAUAGAUCAGCGUGACAGGGAGAAAGUGAGGGAUUCAUGUGUGGGAACUGCAGCAGGAAGGAAAGUGCAGCUGGGAAUUUUUUGCCCGGAGCGAAACAGACUUGAGGUCUGUGGCGAGAAAAAAGCAGAGAAAGAGAGAAAGGAAAGGGAAAGAGCAGAGGUAGAAAACGAGGUGACAAAGGAGCAAAGAGGACGAAAGUUUGAAGCAGGGAUGACAUGAAGCGUGGGAUGGGAGAAGGAGAGGAGGUUUGGUGAGAUGAAGGAGGAGUGAAAGUGGACUUUUCUUAAUGAGGUGGAACAAGGAGGAGACUAGAAGAUGACUGAGGGAAUUGAAUCUUGUCUCCACGCCUUCUUGUGAAAAAAGGGAUGUCAAGGCAAGUCACACACCACUCGCACACACACACACACACACCUGUAAAUCUACACAUACACAGUCACAGUCUUCCUGCCAAUCUUAUACCUUCUGCUUUAAGAGAGUGUUUUCUGCACCCUCAUUGCGCUCACUCUCAAUCUACUAAACAGUCAGUUGAUAAUUGUGUACUUACUUGCACAUACACACCCACAGUGUACACACACACCCUCUCUCUCUCUCUCUCUCUCGCUCUCUAUCUCUUUCUCAAACACACACUCUCUCGCGCUCU
Molecule: messenger RNA, 5683 nt
Organism: Dicentrarchus labrax (European seabass)
Lineage: Eukaryota; Metazoa; Chordata; Actinopteri; Moronidae
Product: WD repeat-containing protein on Y chromosome
Exons: 19
Coding region: 533-3433 (966 amino acids)
Molecular function (GO): protein binding
Source: RefSeq, a predicted model, not a curated record